Messenger RNA from Anopheles maculipalpis, 495 nucleotides. RefSeq names its product 40S ribosomal protein S26 (gene RpS26). Gene Ontology annotation, biological process: translation. The transcript has 3 exons. Gene Ontology annotation, molecular function: structural constituent of ribosome; mRNA binding. The coding region runs from base 93 to 440 and encodes 115 amino acids. Lineage: Eukaryota; Metazoa; Arthropoda; Insecta; Diptera; Culicidae. Gene Ontology annotation, cellular component: cytosolic small ribosomal subunit; ribosome. The record is from RefSeq and is a predicted model, not a curated record.
GCAACACGUCAAACCCGACAGGCUUCGAGCAAGCGAGAAACAGACCGUGCCGUUCUCUACUUCCGUGGUACUGUUACUGAUCUGUCACCAAAAUGACUAAGAAGAGGCGUAAUGGAGGACGCUGCAAGCACAACCGCGGCCAUGUGAAAGCCGUCCGCUGCACCAACUGUGCUCGCUGUGUGCCGAAGGAUAAGGCCAUCAAGAAGUUUGUCAUCCGCAACAUUGUGGAGGCUGCCGCUGUCCGGGACAUUUCCGACGCCUCGGUGUACAGCUCAUACGUACUGCCGAAACUGUAUGCUAAGCUGCACUACUGUGUGUCGUGCGCCAUCCACUCGAAGGUCGUACGUAACCGUUCGAAGGAGGCCCGUCGCAUCCGUACGCCACCGCAGCGAUCCUUCCCGAAGGACAUGAACCGACAGCAGAACGCCCAGCGAAAGUAAGCGCCGGUGCGUGAGUUGUGGAGGACAUGCUCUGCUGCUGCUGCUGCUGCUGCUG